CCCCCCUCCUGGUUUUUCAGAAUACCAUCACUGUGAUAUUGUUUGUCCCUUUUAAUGUAUGUAUUUGGUGAAGAUGGUGCUCCCAAAUGUAAUUGUUUAGCUGUCACCAGUGUCUAGUACAGGAUAUGUCCCAGGUCAUCAUGUUACUCCCGUUUUCCAAGAAUAGUGGGUAUUUUACGUUCUAAACGGUCUGUGUCUUGUAGUAAAACCCCUUGCACCUGGGGGCGAUGUGAGCUGAUCAUGGGCUCGCAAUCCGCUAAUCCAAACAGAAAAAGAAAGCAAUGCGGAAGUAAAACGAGGAGCGACGCUGUUUUGUCUUCGUUACCUCUUAUUUUUCCUUCCAUCGGAAGCUCUACUCGCUGAAUACUCAAUUGUCAUUCCCCGAAACAUGUCUAAACUACAACAGUUUCGUGUGUUUCUAAAUAACUAUUUGACUGCAGCUUCUGUAGAGAUUUUCGGGGCAGUUGAGAAAACAGUAGUGGAGUACCCAGACAUUGGUGGGAAUGAUCGGAUUAUACUGGAGAUCGAACAAAACACAAAGACAAUAGACUCCCUGGGGGUCUCUGUCUCUGAAGAGGAGGUUCCCCCUGAGCAGCAGCUCUGUGAGAAGGAGUGGCGUCCCAGUCUGAGGGAGGAGGUCCCACAGUCCACACAGGUUAAAGAAGAACAGGAGAAACCCAGGACCGGUCAGGGAGACGGGCAGCUUCAAGGGCUCUUAGAGACCAAACAAUCCAUAUCGACUCCUUAUUUUGGGAAUAGUGAACGUGAACAAAAAUCCAUCCUAGCUGAAUGCCCAAAUCUCAGUCGACUGAAAAUGUUGAAGCUCCAUUUCUUCCACAAGUUUCUAAAUGAGCGUUUGAUGGUGUCAGCAGCUGUGGAGAUCUUCGGGGCAGUUGAUAGAAUGUUAGCUGAGUACCAGGAAGAGAAUAAUAGGCUACAGAGUUUGUUGCGGAUCAGUCCAAAGGUGAAACUACAUACAGUAGACUCCCUGCAGGUCUCUCUCUCCGUCUCUGAAGAGGAGAUUUUCCCUGAGCUGCAGCUCUGUGAGCAGGAGUGGAGUCCCAGUCUGGGGGAGGAGGACCCAGAGCCCCCACAAAUUAAAGAAGAACAGGAGGAACUCAGGACCAGUAAGGAGGAAGAACAGGAUCAAGGGGUGGAACUUGAUAUUUUGAAGUUUAAAUUCACUCCCUCCAGUGUGAAAAAUGAAUGUGAUCAGGAAGACCCACUGUGGUCCCUGACUCCUCCCUCAACCCAGACUGUGGAGAACAGAGAGGCUGAUUUACCUCAGAGAACUUCUGGCACGGUGACCAACCUAAAGAGUCCCAACACUCCCAGUGACCCAGAACAACGAGACAGCAGCCCACCAAUGAAUUCCAACCCACCACUGAAGAAACGUGGAUCCAAACACACCAUGUCUAGAAAACCUCACCACUGUCGUGACUGGUUCAGACAGAAGGGAGACAGAACACACCAUAAACUGACUCACACAGAGGAGAAAUUAUUUCACUGUGGUGACUGUGGGAAGACCUUCAGUAAAAAGGGUAACCUAACCAAACACAAACGGACUCAUACUGGAGAGAAACCGUUUAGCUGUGUCAACUGUGAGAAAAGCUUCAGUCGGAAUUGGAACCUGACCAAACACAAACUGACUCACACAGGAGAGAAACCAUUUAACUGCAGCGAGUGUGGGAAAAGCUUCAGUAGGAAGGGGCACUUAACCAGGCAUGAACUGAUGCAUACAGGAGAGAAACUCUUCAGUUGUGAUGACUGUGGCAAAAGCUUUAGUCAGAUGUGUCACCUAAACAGGCACAAAUUGACUCACACAGGAGAGAAAUCCCUUAGCUGUCGAGACUAUGGAAAGGGAUUCACUCACAGUAGAACCCUAGAUAUACAUAUAGGAGAUUAACAUUUUAUUUGUGUUGACUGCGAAAAGCUUCAAUCACAAGGGCUACCUUAUCAGGCAAAUGUUGACACAGGAGAGAAAUUAAAUGGUUGCUCAGCCCGUGUAGAAGGUUUCAGAAAGCAUUCUUAUUUGCUGUUGUGUGUGAAAAACAUAAACAAAUAAGAAACCAAGAAAAGGAAUGAAGAAAGAAAGUUAGAACUGGUCAAAAGGGGAUCUUUACUCUUGGGUACAAGUCAAUAGCCUAGCCUUGUCCGCUCUGCACACCAACAUUUGAAGAUCCUGGUGGACAACAAAGCCAUUGGCCAGGAGAACUCGGCUCUUGCUGCCGAGAUUGAUGAAGCCUGUCUAGUCAGCUGGUUAAAGUGACCUGUGGCAGAGACCACCUGGCUCGACCGAGAAGAUGUCAGUCAGUUUAACCAGCAGGCAAGUCAGGCCUGUUUCAUCUGUUGACCCGUUCCAUCUGGGAUGCCUGUUGAACCAGUGUAUCUGGGAUGCCUGUUGAACCAGUGUAUCUGGGAUGUCUGUUGAACCAGUGUAUCUGGGAUGUCUGUUGAACCAGUGUAUCUGGGAUGCCUGUUGAACCAGUGUAUCUGGGAUGUCUGUUGAACCAGUGUAUCUGGGAUGUCUGUUGAACCAGUGUAUCUGGGAUGCCUGUUGAACCAGUGUAUCUGGGAUGUCUGUUGAACCAGUGUAUCUGGGAUGCCUGUUGAACCAGUGUAUCUGGGAUGUCUGUUGAACCAGUGUAUCUGGGAUGUCUGUUGAACCAGUGUAUCUGGGAUGUCUGUUGAACCAGUGUAUCUGGGAUGCCUGUGGAACCAAUGAAUCUGACUGAUGAACCAGUGAAUCUGACUGAUGAACCAGUGAAUCUGACUGAUGAACCAGUUUAGCUGGGUUGCCUGUUGCUGCUAUGUUCAUGAAAGGGGCAAUCUGCAGUUCAAACGAGCAUGUUUUGUUAAACAUCUUAGGAAUUGGGAUAAAUACUGUUGAAAUAUCAGUCCAGUUUGCUUAUUUUUAUUCUGAUUGUUUGAACAGGGCAGUACAUAUUAUAUAAUACAAAGAAAGAGUUUGUAAAUUGCACAUUUUGAUAUUUUGUGUCGAGAGUGAGGCAAAUUAUAGUUCUUGAAGAAUCUGAAAAUCCAAACUGUUGCACAUUGCAUGUAAAUCAAAUUGCCAAAUCCUGGGAUUGUCCUUUACUAGGGUGAACGUGUAUAAAGUGGCAAGAAGAACAAAUGCAAGAAGAUGCAAUUGAAGCUUGGGGCGCUGCAGUGGACGCACAGUAGAUGCACAAUAGACACACAGUGGAUGCACAGCAGACGCACAGUAGAUGCACAGUAGAUGAAGCCAGUUAUGAUUCUGAACGUUCAACAGUUGAGGGAAACGGAUAUGAUUGUCAGAGUUAACUGUGCCAAACAAACAAUAAAUAAGUGUAACUGUAAGUAAAAUGUUUAAAUUUUGCAUUUGUAUUUUUUAGUAUAUAUAAACCCAAAGCAUGGCUGGGUGUGACAAAUGUUCAGGUAUCAGUUGAUAAUUGGUGACCCUGUGGGACAGGGGUUGCUCAGAUUUCCAACAACAGGG
Molecule: messenger RNA, 3478 nt
Organism: Esox lucius (northern pike)
Lineage: Eukaryota; Metazoa; Chordata; Actinopteri; Esociformes; Esocidae
Product: zinc finger protein 184-like
Exons: 3
Coding region: 389-1906 (505 amino acids)
Biological process (GO): regulation of transcription by RNA polymerase II; central nervous system development
Cellular component (GO): nucleus
Molecular function (GO): RNA polymerase II cis-regulatory region sequence-specific DNA binding; DNA-binding transcription factor activity, RNA polymerase II-specific
Source: RefSeq, a predicted model, not a curated record